AAAAGCCAUGCAUCUUCGUCCACCUGGGAAUCGUUCAACCGAGUGAAACUUGCUGGUUUUGUCGUCGUAGUCGUUCAAUCCAUAUAAAUGAAACCCCAGCAGAUAUCUUUGCUCCAAUAACAGCUCAUAUCCCAUUACCCCAAAAUCAUAUCGCCUGACAAAAUGGUGCUUAUCUAUAUUCUCCUCCUCCCACUCUCCAUUGCCUUCCUCUUCGUCAUCACCUUUUCCCGAUUUUUCUCCACCUCUGCAUCUUCCAAACACUGCCCACUGCCGCUGCCUCCAGGCCCGAAGCCAUGGCCGAUCAUCGGCAACCUCCCUCACCUCGGCAAGCAAGCUCACAUCUCCUUCCAACACUUUUCCCAGCUGUACGGUCCUCUCAUCUCCCUCCGCCUCGGCUCCCAGCUCCUCGUCGUAGCCUCUUCCCCAGCGGCGGCCGCCGAAAUCUUGAGAACCCACGACCGCCUGCUCUCGGCCAGAUACGUUCCCACGGCCGUGCCUUACGACACGAUGGAGACCGAUCGCAAGGCGAUCGUUUGGUCUUCCAACUGCAGCAACGACCAGUGGAAGGCCUUCCGAGCAAUGUUGAGGAACCAUAUCUUCUCACCCAAGGCGAUUGAAUCGCAGGCUCCCGUCAGGGAGAGGAAGGUUGCCCAGAUGGUGGAAUUUCUCGAGGGGAAGUUAGGGGAGACGGUUAGUAUCGGUGAAGUGGUUUUCACUACUUUCUUCGACUCCCUGACGAAUCUCAUGUUGUCGCGAGAUUGCAUAGGGUUCGAAAGUAGCGAGACAGCAAAUCGAUUGAAGUCUCUGAUUUGGAGGUUGAUGGAGUUGGGGAAUUCCCCUAAUUUCGCUGAUUUUUUUCCAGUUCUGAAGAAAUUAGAUCCCCAGGGGGUGAGACGCGAGGGCUUUCGCCGUUGCAAUGAGCUCUACUCCGUUUGGCAGCCUUACGUCAAAGAGAGGCGAGAGCGCCGGCAGAGAGAGCUAUAUGGUGCUCAAGACUUGUUGGAUAUUUUCCUAGAAAAUGGACUCGAUGAUGACCAGAUUGACUGGUUGAGUUUCGAGCUGUUCAUGGCCGCUACAGAUACUAAUACGACUACAAUAGAAUGGGCGAUGACAGAGCUAAUUCGUAACAGGGGAGCGAUGGACAAGCUGCGGGAGGAACUGAAGGUAGAAUUGUCACCUCCGCUCGAGGGAAACCCGCUGCCCAACGAAUCGGCGGUGUCUCAGCUUUCGUACUUGAAUGCAAUCGUGAAGGAGACACUAAGGCUACACCCGCCGGGGCCGCUGAUGUUGCCACACCAAGCGUCGGAGAGUUGUGAGGUGAUGGGUAGCACCAUCCCUAAAGGGGCUCAGAUUGUGGUCAACGUGUGGGCGAUUUCAAGGGACCCGACAGUGUGGCAGGAUGACCCUACGUUGUUCAAGCCGGAGAGGUUUAUUGGGUCGAAGGUGGAUUUUAGAGGGCAAGAUUUCGAGCUGUUGCCAUUCGGCGCUGGGAGAAGGAUGUGUCCCGGAAUGUUGUUGGCCGCUAGACAGAUUACGUUUGUUUUGGCUUCUUUAGUUCGGAGCUUCGAUUGGUGCCUCCCCGAUGAAGAAGAUCCUUCGAAGCUAGAUAUGAGUGAGAAGUCUGGGUUCACGUUGCAGAAGGAACAACCUCUACUUCUUGUUCCCCGCCGGAGUUCAUUAUGAAAUCUUCAAUGUUGGUUGGGUGCUACGAGUCAUUCCAUGUAGUUACAAAAAUAAGUUCGUAUAUGGAACUAGUCAUGAGCCAGACCCGUGUGAAGAUGUUUGUAUGUUGUCAAUAGAUGAACGACGAGAUGCCCUUAAAAUGCAGAUUAUUAUGUACGAGAAAAUAAUCUGUUUUAAUGUAUUUGAAGUGUGUAUGAAAAUUUGAAUGGUC
Messenger RNA from Linum tenue, 1894 nucleotides. NCBI's taxonomy places the organism in Eukaryota, Viridiplantae, Streptophyta, Magnoliopsida, Malpighiales, Linaceae. The record is from the annotation of a GenBank genome assembly.